This is a messenger RNA of Ipomoea nil (Japanese morning glory), 1281 nucleotides long. RefSeq lists its product as uncharacterized. NCBI's taxonomy places the organism in Eukaryota, Viridiplantae, Streptophyta, Magnoliopsida, Solanales, Convolvulaceae. The transcript has 2 exons. Gene Ontology annotation, molecular function: zinc ion binding; nucleic acid binding. The record is from RefSeq and is a predicted model, not a curated record. Bases 1 to 1281 code for a protein of 426 amino acids.
AUGCGAGAGCGGUUCUACCUGGCACAUGUUCGAGCUGCUAUGUAUGAGGAGUUUCUGCAUCUCCAGCAGGGCUCAUCUUCGGUGGUUGAGUACCACAAGAGGUUUCUGGAGCUCGCUCGCUUCGCCAGGAUGCUUGUCCCCAUCGAGCUCGCAAAAGUUGAAAAGUUCGUAGCUGGUCUGAACUACGAGGCUCGCAAGGCUUUAACCGUGAGCAAGCCGAGGUCUUUGAAGGAAGCUUACCUGAGUGCUGCGGACUUGUAUCGGGUGCAGCAGUUGCAACGUGGGUCUUUUGAGCUUGCUAGGAAGAGGAACGAGAGUGGAGGAUCUUCCAACUUCAAGAGACCAAGGCAGAAUUUCCAAGCCAAGAACGCACCCUCCCCAGCUCAAGGACCAACUCGAACGGAGCCCGGAAGCCAUGCCAAGACGUUUGCGUGUCGAAGGUGUGGAAAGGAGCAUGCUGGAAAGGAUUGCAAUGGUCAUGUAUUCCGAUGUUUCCAAUGCAGGGAGAGAGGGCAUAAGGUUGCCGAGUGUCCUCAGCAAGCCAAUCAAAGGGCGUUGCCACCAUCUUCGGGAUCUGGAGGAGCAUCGGGAGGGAGCUCGAGUCGAGGAGCAGCCGGAGCUAGACCUUCGGGUCGGAUUUUCAUGAUGGGGCAAUCUCAGGCAGAGAUGGAGGGACUGGUUGAGGACGAGACGGCAGGUAAAGCCUUUGACUCGGAAUCUUUUUCUAGUUCUUUGUUGGAUUUGUUGAGAUACCAAGGUUUGUUAGAUGGGUUUCUCGCCAUAAGGGCCGAGACAUACCCGAGCUUGGUUAAGGAGUUUUACCGUCACAUGGUUGUGACAAAUGAGGGUGGAAAGUUAGAAGUCACCUCUAAAGUGAGGGGUGUGAAGGUUGUUUUAUCCGAAAAGAGGCUGGCUCAGCUCUUAAUUCUAACUGCUACGGGAGUUUCACAGUACAGUGGUAACUCUUGGAUUAGUACGGAUACCAUGGGGUACCGGGAUUAUUUGAGCUAUCUUUUGGGUCGGAUUAGUGGUUUCACUCAAGCCUCGAGACCGGAGAAGAAAUUGUUGUCUGCCGAGCAGAGAAUCUUGGUUAUGCUGGUAUCGGAUUGUUUGUUGCCCAAUAACAACAAAAGUCGGUUGUUGGGAAAGCUAGAGUGUACCUUUGCCUUCUUUUUGAAAAACAUGGUGAAGUUUAAUUUGCCUGCCUUGAUGUUACAACACAUGGUCUUUUGCCAAGACCACAACCGGAAGAGUCUACCGUACGGGAUGAUUUUGAGUUAG